CUUCGCACAAAGGCUGUUGUGCCGGUGUUACUAGGUGCGUCUAUACCUCGUAAUGAUAGGUCAGAAGAGGAGUACAAGCGUUAUUGUCGAACUAUGUUGCUUUUGUUCACGAGUUGGUGCAGUUUCACUGAACUGAAGGGUGAGCACACAACUUGGCAUGAAGCGUUUGAGGCUUAUGAGUUCUCACCGGAAUUGCAAAGUAUCAUUAACAAUAUGAACGUAGAGAAUGAGUGCAAGGAUGCACGGGAUAUGCAUGCUGCUAAGGUGCACGAAAAGUGUGCGCGUCCCUACAUGUUUGGUUCUGCUGCGAACAACGGCGAUGCUGAAAAUGAGGAUGUUAGUGUGUUUGAUGAAGCAAUUUUUGCGGAUGCUUCACUU
Suillus discolor is the source of this 378-nucleotide messenger RNA. RefSeq lists its product as uncharacterized. The annotation marks the transcript as partial. The record is from RefSeq and is a predicted model, not a curated record. Lineage: Eukaryota; Fungi; Basidiomycota; Agaricomycetes; Boletales; Suillaceae. The transcript has a single exon.